Danio aesculapii is the source of this 2228-nucleotide messenger RNA. It is a transcript of the gene fut9a, whose product is annotated as fucosyltransferase 9a. The transcript is spliced from 3 exons. Gene Ontology annotation, molecular function: alpha-(1->3)-fucosyltransferase activity. The coding region runs from base 443 to 1522 and encodes 359 amino acids. Gene Ontology annotation, cellular component: membrane. The record is from RefSeq and is a predicted model, not a curated record. NCBI's taxonomy places the organism in Eukaryota, Metazoa, Chordata, Actinopteri, Cypriniformes, Danionidae.
GCAGCACUGACACUGGAAAGGUAUCCGGGCGCGUGCGGGGAGGGGGACAUUAUUCUACAUCACAUCACACGCGGCGUUACAUGGCGUCUUUUUCAGCGACGCACUUGCUCCGUUUCUGACCCACAGGAUAUGUGCAUGUUUUGACUCGCACGCGCCGAUCCGAGGUCUGUCACCAUUGCGGACACAUUGCAACAUGCAGUGAUGCUCUGACGCGAAGGCUAUGGGUUCAGGUGCAUCCUCUCCGAAUAUCAUCCGAGGUCUUUCGGCACCAUUCCGAUAUGCGUGAGUGUGUGGGAUGUAAAUAAGAGAAGCGCAUGAUGCAGCUUUCCCUCGAGGAUGUUUGCUGAUGGAGAGACUGACAUUCAUCUGGUUAUAAAAAGAAGAAGCUGGGACAUACAAUCAUUUUACCUUCUGGAUAUCAGCAAAACUGUCAGGCCAGAGUAUGCCAUCUCCACCAACUUACAGGAUUCUACGACCCCUCCUGCUCGGUAUCUUUCUGCUGGGAUGCUUCGUGACUCUGUUUUUAAUGUACAUUAAACCAUCAACAAGCUGGCUGUCCGGCCCCGUCGAGUCCGAAACCUCCACAGCCCGAGUGAAGAGCCUGCUCUCCACCAGAAGCGAGCAGAACCAGACCACCAUCCUGGUCUGGCUUUGGCCUUUCGGCGAAACCUACGACCUGAACGUCUGCAGUUCGCUGUUCAGCAUCGAUGGCUGCUUCGUCACCGCCGACCGAAACCUUUACAACAAAUCGGACGCCGUGGUCAUCCAUCACAGGGACAUCACCAGCGACCUAUCCAACAUGCCGCCGGCGUAUCGGCCCACACUGCAAAGAUGGAUCUGGAUGAACUUUGAGUCGCCGUCGCAUUCGUCGCAAUUACCCGGAAUUGAAAACUUGUUCAAUUUGACUCUAAACUAUCGGCAGGAUGCUGAUAUAGAAGUGCCUUAUGGAUCGAUUGUCGCAGCCCAAGGCGAGGAGGAUUUUGUGCCACCAAGCAAAACCAAGCUCAUCUGUUGGAUCGUCAGCAACUGGAACCCAGAUCACGUCCGAGUCAAAUACUACAACGAAUUGUACAAGCACAUUGAGGUUCAUGCGUACGGACAGGCUUUUGGCGAGUACAUCUCCGACCAGGACUACUUCCCAACAAUCGCGAGCUGUAAAUUCUACCUGGCGUUUGAAAACUCCAUUCACAAGGAUUAUAUCACUGAGAAACUGUACAACCCACUUUCGGUCGGCACCGUACCAGUGGUUCUCGGACCGCCAAGGGAGAACUAUCAAAACUUUGUUCAGGGUAAUGCGUUCAUUCAUGUGGAUGAUUUCCCGUCUCCAAAAGAGCUGGCUGAUUACCUGCUGUUCCUGGACAAAAAUGAGGAGCUCUACCUGAAGUACUUUGAGUGGCGCAAACACUUUAAGGUGAAAAAGGCAUACUUCUGGGCUGAGCACACAUGUUUGGCUUGCGAUUACGUCCGAAGGCACAAUGAGUACAAGGCUAUUAACAAUCUUGAUAAGUGGUACUGGGGUUAAUCCACACCUGAUCCACUGGACCAGCUUAUAAUGAAAGUUGCUUGACAGGAAGAGGGUCUGUUGCGAGCACUUACAGACUUUUAUUUUUGUAAAACUGCCCAAAGUAGAUGUACAAAUACUUGGUUGUUUGGUUUCAUGCAUUUAGGAAUAUGGAUGUGAAUCAUGCAUUUUUAAGGGUUACUAAGUACAUAUUUAUUUAUUAGAAAGAGAAAAAAUGAACUUUGACCAAAAUGCAUUUAAAGGGGUAGUGCGCUUAAAAAAAAAGAAAAGAAAACUCUGUCAUUUAUUCACCUUUCUGUUUUCUGUGGAGCACAAACGGAGAUAUUUAUUGAAGAAAAUCCUGAAUUUUAAUGUUGAAUAAGUACUAAAAAUGUACGAAAAUGCUAGAUUGUUGCAACCCAAUGUUGGGUCAAAUAUGGUGAAACCUAAUCAUUGGGUUAAAAGUGUCAUUUAAAUGUAAUUUAAAAAAUGAACCCAAUGUUGGGUUUGUCCAUAUUUGACCCAAUUUUGGUUUAUGAAAACACGGUAUUUUUAGAUUGUAUUUAUUUGGAAGGCUGAUUUUAAAGAAAGUUCUUGCUUUAAAUGCUUAAAAAUGAGAUAAUUCACCUAAAAAUCAUGAACGAGAUGUCCCAUUUUGGUAUCUGCAUCAAAUUGAAUUUACAAAAGACUUUUUAUAUACAUAGAAAGCAUAUUAAAAGCAAGUAAG